UGCCUGCACUGCGCGCCGCCUGUUGCACUCACUCACAUCACCACCAUCACCGCUGCUGUUGUGAGCGUGGAUGCUGACGCGGCCACCACACGCCUUUGCCGCCAGGCUGCCCUGCGACCGGCGUUCCAGAUGAACCCCCGCCACCCCAGCUCCUCCUUAUCCUCCUCUGGCAUGCAAUGGCUUAACCAGAGAGACAUGAGUGUCCGGAGCGGGGACGGCGUCUCGUUGUGCCAAAGGGCUCUGGAGAUUGUUACGGACCUUUGCCUCACCGGACACGUCGAUCGGGAGAAAUGCACGGAUAUUUUCCCCUUGGAGAGCAGCAACAUACCAGAUAUCUCAAUCAGCCUCCUAGCUGUGGUUGUGGGCUUCUGCGUCCUCGCCUUGCUGGUGGUGUCCCUAUUUGUCAUUUGGAAGCUGUGCUGGCCUCUCUGGAGGAGCAAGGCACUGACGGCACACGGAGGAAAUGUGGGGCUUCGUGUCGCCUUUCCAGAAGCGCCUCCCCACAACUCACCACCUUUGCCCGAUAAGGCAGGGCCGGUGGUGGGAGAAGAAAAGAAAAAGCACUCGCCCGAGGUGAAGGUAAAUGGCCGGAGCUCAGUCAAACUUCUGGAGGCGGCCAUGAAGAUCAGCCAGACGUCACCAGACAUCCCAGCGGAGGUGCAGACCACCCUGAGGGAGAAAUUGAGCCAUCAGGCCAAGAUCCAGAGGCAGACCACUGAGCCGACAUCGUCCUCCAGGCACAAUUCAUUCCGGCGCCACCUUCCCCGUCAGAUGAACGUCAACAGCUUCGACUUCAGUAUGGACAUGGUGCCUUUCCGACAGUCGUCCACGGCAAGCAUCGGGAGAAUUAAACCAGAACUCUACAAGCAGAAGUCUGUGGACUCGGAUGGCGAGCCCAGAGAACCCGCCGAUACGUGCGGAAAGCUCAGCUUUUCCUUGCGUUACGACUACGAGGAGCAGGCGCUGGUGGUGAGGAUCCUCAAAGGCGUCGACCUGCCUGCUAAAGACUUUACAGGGACCUCGGAUCCCUACGUGAAGAUCUACCUGCUGCCAGAGAGGAAGAAGAAGUUCCAGACGCGGGUCCACCGCAAAAACCUGAACCCCAUGUUCGACGAGACCUUUUGCUUCCCUGUGGUGUACGACGAGCUCUGCAACCGCAAGCUGCACUUGAGCGUCUAUGACUUCGACCGGUUCACCAGCCAUGACAUGAUCGGCGAGGUGGUGGUGGACAAUCUCUUUGAGCUCUCUGACCUUUCUCGCGAGGCAGUGGUGUGGAAGGACAUUUAUGCCGCAACCACGGAGACCGUUGACUUGGGGGAGAUCAUGUACUCGCUGUGCUACCUCCCCACAGCAGGGAGGAUGACUCUGACGGUCAUCAAAUGCCGCAACCUCAAAGCUAUGGACAUCACAGGCUCUUCAGAUCCAUACGUUAAAGUCCACUUGAUCUGUGACGGACGCAGGCUUAAGAAGCGGAAAACCACCACCAAGAAGAGCACGCUUAACCCCGUGUACAACGAGGCCAUCAUUUUUGACAUUCCCCCGGAAAACGUGGAACAGGUCAGCCUCUCCAUCAUGGUGAUGGAUUACGAUCGGGUCGGACACAACGAGGUGAUCGGAGUCUGUCGCACCGGGCCAGAUGCGGAAGGCCUUGGACGGGAUCACUGGAACGAAAUGUUGGCUUACCCACGGAAGCCCAUCACCCACUGGCACGCCCUGGGAGAGUGGCCUGGAAAGGGGGCAAGCUUCGAGAGUCAAGCGUCAUGUCUGUCACCAAAAACUCCGCAGACGCCGUGACAUAACGCCAAUAAGAAUACAUGAAGUUGAUAGCAGGUUGUAUGCACAUGAAUCCAUCUCAGAAAGGUAUUUCUAUCAACUUUCUGGCUUUUACUUUAACGAAACAUCUUUCAAAGAUCCCAUCCUGAUUUUACAGACACUUUAUUUUCCCACUCUUAACGUUUUACUCUGAAAUGGCACUAGGUGUAUGGGCCAAAAUGCUCUGAGCCAUAAAAGCAUUUAGUGGGUACAAUAUACACACUCACUCACUCUCUCUCUCUCACACUCUCUCUCUCUCUCUCUCUCUCACACUCUCUCUCUCUC
This is a messenger RNA of Phycodurus eques (leafy seadragon), 2097 nucleotides long. RefSeq names its product synaptotagmin X (gene syt10). NCBI's taxonomy places the organism in Eukaryota, Metazoa, Chordata, Actinopteri, Syngnathiformes, Syngnathidae. The record is from RefSeq and is a predicted model, not a curated record. Gene Ontology annotation, cellular component: membrane. Bases 130 to 1794 code for a protein of 554 amino acids. Gene Ontology annotation, molecular function: calcium ion binding; syntaxin binding; clathrin binding. Gene Ontology annotation, biological process: calcium-ion regulated exocytosis; regulation of calcium ion-dependent exocytosis; cellular response to calcium ion. The transcript is spliced from 7 exons.